AUGGGAAGGAUGAUAAUCUUUGAGUAUACAUUUGCUUCAUUUCGUAGUGAGGUAAGCUGGCACUUGGAAUUUACAGUUCUCUCGAGCGGUUGUUCCCUCCGGAGAGAGAUGACAAAGCCGCUUGGCAACAAACCGGGAGAGCCGGCUUUUCAGUUAAAGCUCGAGCCCGUGGAUAGAUUGUUUUUCAAAUACAAGUUGAAUGAACCAUGUACUAUUGAACUGAAGAUUACUAAUACUUCUAAGGAUCGUCAAACAUUCAAAGUAAAGUGUACGGAUAACGAUAUCUUUCGAGUACGUCCUCCCCUCUCAUUUGUGAAAGCUGAUGAAACAGCAAUUGUUAAGAUCAUAUUAACCGCUAAAACUCCCCCGGAAAACAAUAGACAUUUUUUUGCUGUUUACCACAUGAAAUGCACAGAUACUACAGGCAAAACAGCUCGGCAGGUGUGGACACCGGAUUCAAAAGCAGAGGGUGUUGCUAGAAUAUUAGUAGUUUUCGAGCAGAUAGAUGCAGACAAGAAAGAAGAAAAGAAAGGGUCUGGUGAGAAGGAAGGAAAGAAAGAAGAGGAGAAGAAAGAUGAGAAAAAAGAAGAGAAGAAAGAGGAAAAAGAAGAGAAGAAGGAAGAAAAGAAGGGAUCUGGCGAGAAAGAGGGAAAGAAAGAAGAUGAGAAGAAAGAGGAGAAGAAAGAUUAAUUCACAAGAGAAUGAACAAUCGUCGCUUGUGCAAAGAAAUUUUUGGC
Molecule: messenger RNA, 737 nt
Organism: Cylicocyclus nassatus
Lineage: Eukaryota; Metazoa; Nematoda; Chromadorea; Rhabditida; Strongylidae
Source: the annotation of a GenBank genome assembly